Dimorphilus gyrociliatus is the source of this 1615-nucleotide messenger RNA. The record is from the annotation of a GenBank genome assembly. NCBI's taxonomy places the organism in Eukaryota, Metazoa, Annelida, Polychaeta, Dinophilidae.
ACUAAGUGAGAAAAAACACUAGGUGACUCUACCGACUCAAUCAAUUUGGCGGUUUAUGCUACGAGUCGUAGUUGUCUUGCUUGUGUUUUAAAUUUUUUAUUAGAAUAUGAGUAAUAUUUAUAUUAAUGAACCCCCGACCCGAGGAAAGGUCCUAUUAGUUACAACAGCCGGCGAUAUUGAUGUUGAGUUAUGGUCAAAAGAAUGUCCAAAAGCAUGCAGAAACUUUGUUCAAUUAUGUAUGGAAGGUUAUUACAAUGAUACAAUAUUCCACCGCAUGGUUAAGGACUUCAUAGUACAAGGGGGAGAUCCUACAGGAACAGGAGAAGGGGGUGAUUCAAUUUAUGGAGAACCUUUCAAAGAUGAAUUUCAUACUCGUUUACGAUUCGUUCGACGAGGAUUAUUAGCAAUGGCCAAUUCUGGGAAGGAUGACAAUGGUAGUCAGUUUUUCUUUACUCUUGGAGAAGCUAGAGAAUUGAACAAUAAACAUACAAUAUUUGGAAAGGUGGCUGGAAAUACUAUAUACAAUAUGAUCAAACUUGGUGAUAGUCCGACAGAUUCUAACGAACGUCCGUUGAAUCCUUAUAAGAUAAUAAAAACAGAGAUACUGUCCAAUCCAUUCGACGAUAUAGAGCCUAGGGAAAUAGCUAAAAAGUCGGAGAAACAAGAAAAAGUUAAAACUUCCAAAUCUAAGGCCACAAAAAAUUUUAGUUUACUAUCUUUUGGAGAAGAAGCUGAAGAAGAUGAAAGGGAAAAUGAAGCUUUUACUACGGAAAAUAAUUUGAAUAAAGAUAAAAGUAUACACAGUGAAGUUGGUAAUACAAUUACGGAAAAACUAACAGCUGCAGCAGCUUUUGACGCAGAUAUAGAAAAAGCUCAAACUCGUAAGAAAUUCACGGAUAGUGAAGAGGAUACAGAAGAUGAAGAAGAAAGGAAAGCGAUGAAAGCUAGAAUAUCUGAAAAAUUGAAGAAAAAAACCGAAAUAGACCCUUAUGAAGUGAAAAGUAAACCAGGAAAAAAAGAUCGAAAACUUAAAAGGGUAAAAGAGCGAAGGGAUGAAGAAGAAGAAGAAGAAGAAGAAGAAGACGAUGAUGACGAAUAUAAUCCUGAAAAGAAAAAAAGAUUAAAAUUGGAACAGAUGCGAAAAGAGCAGGAAAAACUAAAAAUGGAGAUUAUUGAAAAGAGAAAUUCAGCUUUUAAGAAUCAAAAUGAAGAAUCAUCCUCAAGCGAAGAAGAAGUUGAUGAUGUCGUGAAGGAAUACCGACAAAAGAGGCAAAAACAAAGGGAAGAAAGACAAUUUGUCAAGAAAGGUUCUGAUCGUGAGAAGGAAACUAUGAAAAUGCUGUCGAAAUUUCAGAAUAAACUAGAAUCUGUAAAGAAGAUGAAAACUCUUCUUGGACCAGUAGAGGAGGAUAACGAAGAAGAUGAAUUCCAGUGGAUGACACAUACUCUAAGUUUCGAAGAGCAUAAUCGUAAAGUAAUUGAUGCGAAUGUCAAAGAGCUUGAUAGAUACGAACUCUACGAUCCUCGAAAUCCUUUAAAUGUCCGGCGAAGAAAAGAAGCCGAAGCUGCCGCUAAAGACCACUCCAAAUCGCGAUCAACUCGUGAAAAACACUAG